UAUUUGGUCACUAGACCAUUUUUCACUGAUUAAAAAUUGUCAUGUGUUCAUGGUUCAUGCUGAGAGAAUAUUAGUAUAUUACUCCUUAGAUUUUAAUUUCAAACUUAUACCCAAAAGUCCAAUUCAUUUAUCACGCGGACCUUUUAAUUUGGCCCAAGCACACAUUAGUCUGUGUGUGUGGUUGUGGUGGACAGGAGGGAGGAGGAGGAGGAGCCAAGGCCUGGAGAAAAUUUGCAGACCGUUUGUCCUGCAACUAGUUUUCAAUAUGAGACCAGAAAAUGACAGCGAAAGCAGGAGUAUGAGCCGGAGCCGGAGCCGUAGCAGGAGCCGCAGCCGUGGCCGGAGCAGAAGCCGUAGCCGGAGCAGAAGUCCGGUGGAUCACAAGAUCCGUUCAGAGCGGAUUUCCCACCGCGAUGCACCAUAUAGGCGGGAUGCACGCCGGGGUUUCAGCCAAAGCAAUCUGUGCAAGAAUUGUAAAAGGCCUGGUCAUUUUGCGAGAGAGUGCCCUAACGAGGCAUUAUGUCACAAUUGUUCUCUUCCUGGGCACAUUGCAUCAGAGUGCAGUACAAAAGGUCUGUGUUGGAACUGUAAGGAACCAGGGCACAUGGCUGGCAAUUGUCCAAAUGAAGGAAUUUGCCACACUUGUGGGAAGAAGGGACACCUUGCAAAAGACUGCACUGCCCCUUCCCUCCCCCCGGGUGAUAUGAGACUCUGCCACAAUUGCUUCAAGCAAGGUCACAUAGCAGCUGAAUGUACGAAUGAGAAGGCGUGCAAGAACUGUAGGAAGACUGGCCACCUGGCACGUGACUGCAAGAAUGAUCCAGUCUGCAACACGUGUAACGUGUCCGGGCACGUUGCCCGAGAUUGCCCGAAACCCGCAAUCAUCGAUGAACGGGCCCCGCGGUCUCGUGCUCCUUUUGGGUACAGAGAUCCUGUGCUAAGGGACAUGGUGUGUAGGAACUGCUCACAGUAUGGACAUACGAGUCAGGAUUGUAUUGCGAUGAUAGUAUGUCAGAACUGUGGUGGGAGAGGGCAUAUGGCGUAUGAAUGCCCCUCUGGAAGAUUCAUGGACCGUUUCCCUCGGAGGUAUUGAAUGUGAACUAAACAUGAAAAAAUGAUUAGCUGCUUGCUGUUCUCACCGCAGCGUCAGCCAAGUAAGUUGUACUUUGUCUCUCGUGGAGAUAUAUUACUCAUUUUAAUCCAAAAACAACCCAUGGUUUGAUUUUUUUUAGAGUAUUUGACAAAUUUCCUACGAAAGAUGCAACUCUGUAUUUCUACACUCAAGGAAUUAUUUGGGUAAAAGAUGAUUUUGUGUUUAUCAUAUACCCUUUUGGACAAUUCUUUUGAUCAUGUGAUUGUGUUUGGAUGGAUCAUUUCAAGUGUGUUUGCUAUGAUGAGAGGCUCCUUUGUUUGCAAGAAGAUGAAUGAAGGGCACAUUUUUAU
Molecule: messenger RNA, 1443 nt
Organism: Cuscuta campestris
Lineage: Eukaryota; Viridiplantae; Streptophyta; Magnoliopsida; Solanales; Convolvulaceae
Source: the annotation of a GenBank genome assembly